Molecule: messenger RNA, 1293 nt
Organism: Dalotia coriaria
Lineage: Eukaryota; Metazoa; Arthropoda; Insecta; Coleoptera; Staphylinidae
Product: sodium-coupled monocarboxylate transporter 1-like
Exons: 4
Coding region: 1-1293 (430 amino acids)
Biological process (GO): transmembrane transport; sodium ion transport
Cellular component (GO): membrane
Molecular function (GO): symporter activity
Source: RefSeq, a predicted model, not a curated record
AUGUCCGAAGCAAUGGAAAGUUCACAAACAGUUCCGGGUUUUACCUGGCCGGCAUCUUCAGCGACAAUCCAAUCAAAAAUUACCUUCACUUGGUAUGAUUACGCUCUCUUUUCGUCAAUGCUGGUAUUCAGCGUAUUGAUUGGAAUAUGGUUUGGUUUCAUCCGGAAACAAAACACCGCCAGUGAUUACCUGCUUGGUGGCAGGGCGAUGAAACCAUUUCCGAUUGCUAUGUCACUCGUAGCCAGCUUCAACCCGGACCCAACACUACGUGACUCUUUCUGGGUGAUUGUUUUGGGAUGGUCCUUCAAUUCCCUAUCAAUGUUGGGAGUUUCUCAAUCUUGCGUACAGAAAUUCCUAGCGUUGCCAACAUUAAGCGAUGCAAAAAAAGCUCUUGCAUGGUAUGUAGUAGGUGCUGUCACAGUAAAAAUCACUUGUAUAUUAACAGGUCUAAUAAUGUACGUUAAAUAUUUCGGGUGUGACCCGUUAUUGUCCGGGCAAAUCACGAAAGCGGAUAAAAUCCUACCACAUUAUGUAAUGGAUGUAUCAGGAUCUGUGCCUGGAUUACCUGGUUUGUUUAUCGCAGGAAUCUUUUGCGCUUCUUUAAGUACCCUAUCAGCGUCAUUGAAUUGCCUUGCUGGAACAAUCUACGAAGAUUUUCUGUCCCAGUACAUGUCAAAAGAUAUCACAGAACAACGAGUUGGAUAUAUUCUUAAAGGUUUGGUGAUUGGCAUUGGUGUUAUAUCGGUAUUACUGGUACGGGUUGUGGAACACCUUGGGAAUCUACUACCGAUUAUGAUUAGCUUCACCGGGGUUGCAUCAGGCCCACUUUUGGGUAUUUUCACCCUGGGUAUUCUAUUCCCAAAGGCCAACGCAAAGGGUGCAAUGGUGGGUGCCCUCACAGCCCUAGGAAUGAUUUCAACAUUGUUUGUGACCGUGCAAUAUUACAAAGCACACAAACUGAUCACAUACACCUCAAAACCGGUUUCAACCGAAACCUGUGACUUUGAGUUUACGCCAGCAAACUCAACUAAUAUUGAUCCUCGUGCACAAGAUGAUGUUCUAUGGCUUUUUAGAAUCUCCUUUUAUUACUACACUCUUAUCGGAGCUAGUAUCACAUUACUAGUUGGCAAUAUUGUCAGUGCAUUUACCCAGGAUGACUCUCCUCCGGUUCAUCCUGAUCUCUUGUCGCCGAUAAUCCGUCGGUAUCUGCCAGACAAGAAGCAGUAUUACACUGUGGACCGCGCUUUGACCAUGGUCACAUACGAUUCCAACAAACAAAAAGCCACAAGUUGA